AUGCAUUGGCCGCGUUGGCUUCGAUUGACUACCGAGGACUCAGUUCCUAAAUACCAGCACAUUGCAUCGUUUGAGUCCGCUUUCGAUAAUGCAUCUACUCGCUGGAAGCAGCGAUUCUACAUACUAUGCAGUGUCUACAUUGUCACAAUUUUAAUCUUUAUAGCUGGUUUUCUAUUCAAAUCGCCUAGUAUCACUGAGGGAUACGGGACACUAAGAACUGAUGCUGUCUUUGGUGCCAUUCCAAGAGAGCAAGUUCUAUUCACACCAAAUCAGACAUAUCGCGAUAUAUUUAAAGAUUCUCCAGUAUCGGAGUCAGAAAGCCUGACACUCUGGGAUGCACUGCAACCGCGAGGUGGAGGAUUUAUCAUCGUUUCAGAUCCAGAAAAGUAUGGUCUCUCCGGCGGGUUUCCCUUGGAAGAUGAGGAUGAUGGAAUUGUGCGAGAAGGAUACGGCAUAUCAAUGUUUCACCAAAUACACUGCCUAGUAGCAAUCAGGACCGCCUUUCGGACAAAGAACUUUGACGACGAUCAUCUGAAUCACUGUUUCGAAUACCUCCGCCAAUCAAUAAUGUGCACGGGAGACACAACUCUGGAGAAGGUUGUUGUCGACGAAAAUGGAGUAUUCAAGCCGGAUAUUGAUGGUUGGGGCACUGCACAUGAAUGCAAAAGCUGGAAUAUGCUUUAUGAGUUCGCUGAGAAGAGGCGGGUGAAGGUAAUAGGUGACUUAUAG
Trichoderma harzianum CBS 226.95 is the source of this 729-nucleotide messenger RNA. RefSeq lists its product as hypothetical. The coding region runs from base 1 to 729 and encodes 242 amino acids. The record is from RefSeq and is a predicted model, not a curated record. The transcript is spliced from 4 exons. Gene Ontology annotation, biological process: mycotoxin biosynthetic process. NCBI's taxonomy places the organism in Eukaryota, Fungi, Ascomycota, Sordariomycetes, Hypocreales, Hypocreaceae.